Messenger RNA from Zychaea mexicana, 2244 nucleotides. Its product is annotated as cytochrome P450. Lineage: Eukaryota; Fungi; Mucoromycota; Mucoromycetes; Mucorales; Lichtheimiaceae. The record is from RefSeq and is a predicted model, not a curated record. The transcript is spliced from 10 exons. Gene Ontology annotation, molecular function: monooxygenase activity; iron ion binding; oxidoreductase activity, acting on paired donors, with incorporation or reduction of molecular oxygen. The coding region runs from base 314 to 2125 and encodes 603 amino acids.
GUAAAGAAGCCAUGAGUAGAAACCCUAAAGUAAACAAUACUACAUCGUACGCCAAUUUCAUCAGGAUCAAGGAUGUUUAAUCGCUCUUUGAUAUAAAUGAACAAUUACGAUUGCUACAUAUUGUAGGACGCUUAAAAGAUAUGAUGGUAGUUAUUGUAUAUAGCCUUAAUAGUACUUCUUGCUACUCUCUCGUGACCUAAAAGACAAGAAGUGAGAUACAUACCACAUUGCUUUUUUCAACUCGGUAAAGAUUGUUCUCCCUUCUUCCUAGACGACGCUAGGAACAGCAAGGAGAAGACCACUCCCUUAGAAAAUGGACAUUAUAUCGGAUGACGCUUUGACUAGCCUACACAAGGACCGCGUGCUUCCAUUUGCUAGUGCAGUCACGGCUGCCGCUUUGACUGCCUAUGCCUUUUAUCGUCGGUACUAUCAGGAUUCAAUAAACAAUGUUCCGCCUGGAUUACGAGGAAUUCCAUCACCAAGUGCACCGCUUCCUUAUGCGGGACAUUUAUUUUUUUUGGGUAGCCAGCCUGUUAUCCAGCUCAUGCAGUGGCAUCAAGAAUUAGGACCCGUUAUUCGGAUUCAAAUGGGUGUGAAAACAUGGCUGAUGAUAAGCGACCCUCAUAUUGCUCAAGAGCUUCUUGUUGCCAGCCAAAACUCGACAUCAGGCAGACCGUUUACUCUACUGACGACGAAAUACCGUAGCAUGAAUGGAAGGGGCUUGGUUUCCUCGGGUCCUACCAAGUCGUGGCGCCAGGUGCGCACUGUGGCAAAUGCCAUUCUUGGACCUAAAAAGCUGAACGAUGAACGAUUUGCGGUGCUGCUGGACGAUCAAGUCGACCGUUUAGUCGAUGCACUGGCCACUGGAGAGAACAUCGAUCCAGCUGACGUGCUUUUCCGCACAGCACUCAACUUUGUCUUGAUUACAUGCUUUGGCCGCAGCACCAGUAGCACUCCUACUGAUAACGAUGAUGAUCAAGUAGAGGAGAAUCAAGAAAAUAAUACAAAGGAGCAAGAAGAACAAAAGAAAAAAGACGACGCUUUAUACGAGGAGCUUUCAGCUGUGCUGAAACGUGGCAAUUCGUUCACAGGUAUCCGCAACAACUUCACAACCUAUCUCCCAGCUCUUUCGUUUUUGGACGCAGCCUUCUUUAAAACUGAAGACGCAUACAAGGAGUAUAUUGAGAAAGAGAGAGAUCCCCUUUAUCGCAGACUGAUUAAGGAGACGUUGCAGAGCGGCGAAGAAUGUGUCGUCAAGUCUUUGGCUGAUAUGAAAGAGAUGGGGCAAUUGGAUGACGAUGAUAUUUUGGUCACUGCAGCCGACCUUGUAACGGCUGGAACAGAAACCAUGGCAGCCACAUUGCAAUGGGCAUUUGCUGUGCUGUCCACACAAUGUGAAGCUCAAGAAAAAAUUCAAGAAGAGUUGGCUGAUUUUAUCUCAGAGUACCAACGUCUGCCUGACUUCUCAGAGAGAAACGCGUUCCCUUACUUGGUUGCUGUACAAAAGGAAUGCAUGCGGUUUAGACCCACAACGCCUUUUGGGGAGUCUCAUGAAGUUGAACAGGAUGUUACUUGGCGAGAUCACGUCAUCCCUGCUGGCACAACUAUUGUCACCAACAUGUACUCAAUGCAUACGAAUCUGUCUAGUUACAAGAACCCCGAAGAAUUCAUGCCUGAAAGAUUUUUGGAUCACACAGCUCCUAUGGCAUCAUCCGCAAAUGCGAAAGUGGAGCAACGUGAUCACUUCAAUUUUGGAUGGGGAAGACGGGUAUGCCCUGGAGCCCAUUUGGCUGAAGCUCAAAUGUUUAAUGUUUUGGUUCGAGUGUUGGCCAACUGCUCUAUCGAACCAGCACGCGACGAGAAGGGAGACCCUGUAAUAGUCGAUAUUGACAACGUUCUCUCUAAUGGAAACGUCGUAACACCCGGUGAAUACCAACUGCGAUUUGUACGUCACGAUCACGACGAAGAUCUGGAUGAUGACGAUGAAGAUGCCGAGCAGGAAGAGGCAGGUGAUUCUGAUGAGAAUACGGAUCUGGAAGAAGAAGAGGACGAUGAUGAUAGUGAUUCCGACGAGUCGGCUUCAGCGUCUGCUUUAGAAGAGCAAGAUUCCGAUGAGGAUUUAUAAAGGAAGAGCAUGGCCUUUCUCUUCACUAUUGCUGUUACCACGUCAACAAAUUUAAAACGAAACAAAAGAUUACAUAAUAUAUAUAGUACUCUAUAAUAAGAAUAAAAGCACCUGUUCAC